This is a messenger RNA of Cladophialophora yegresii CBS 114405, 2085 nucleotides long. RefSeq names its product dynein intermediate chain, cytosolic. Bases 1 to 2085 code for a protein of 694 amino acids. Gene Ontology annotation, molecular function: dynein heavy chain binding; dynein light chain binding. Gene Ontology annotation, cellular component: cytoplasmic dynein complex. The transcript has 2 exons. The record is from RefSeq and is a predicted model, not a curated record. Gene Ontology annotation, biological process: transport along microtubule. NCBI's taxonomy places the organism in Eukaryota, Fungi, Ascomycota, Eurotiomycetes, Chaetothyriales, Herpotrichiellaceae.
AUGUCGUCGCUGAAGGAGGAACUCGCCGCUAAGCGGGCUCGCCUGGCGGAACUGAAGCGGCAGAGGGAGCUGCGCCAGGAACAGUACACGACAAAGCGCCAGAGCAUUGGGGAGGCGCCAUCACCGGGGAAGAAUACGGAGGAGCGUCGCCAGGAAAUAGACAACCUAGUCAACACCCUUAUCCAGAACCAACGAGACCGAGACUCGAUCCUACCCUCCCCAAGCAGAAAAGGAAGUCGGCCAAGUUCACUACAAGAUACAGGAACUGGGCAUCUCAGCCCACAACAGGAUGGCGAGCCGUCUCCGCGGAGGGAGGUCCGCGAAAUUGCAACUCAGACCGAGAGCACAGACACUUCGUACCCCAACUACGUGGAUGCGUCUGCCCGCGAGCCGGCACCGCCGAAGAAGGAGUACAUCACAUACACCAAAGGCGUGCAGACUGAGCCAUACCUGGAAGAAGCAAUAAAACCGCAGGACCUGUCCGAAGACGAAGACCUGUCGCUACGUCAUAGAAAACGACUCAGCCGGCGCGACCUAGAACAAGAGGAACAGAUCAGACAAGCCCUGCGGAAGGAGAUCGAGGAGGAAUUGCGGGCAACCUUGAAUCGGGAUUCCACCGCAUCCACCAUCUCCCAGAAUCAGCAGCAGCUACGGUUUCCUCUGCGGACUCUGAACAACAACGAACUCAACGCCGUAGUUGCCUCCACGGACUUCGUGUCAUUCGUCGAACGAUCGUCAAAAGUGAUUGAGCGCGCACUGGACAUCGACGAUGAGUACGAUCUGCUAGCCGACUACACGCGCACCUCUACGCUAGACGACGAUGACGACGACGACGCUACGCCAUAUUCACGGACCAGCAGAAAGUCCCACCAUCUGUGCGAGGCGUUCCAAUUGUUCUCCGACCGUUAUACCAGAAGACGAAUAGUCUCGGAUAUCCAGUUUUCACCACAUUUUAAUGAAUUGCUUCUAUCUUCAUACACCAAGAAUCCUUCUGCUCCACAUGAGCCAGCUGGCCUGGUUCUGCUUUGGAACUCGCAUGCCCCGUCACGGCCCGAGUACACCUUUACAGCAUCGUCAGACGUCCUCUCUGCGCGUUUCUCACCAUUCCACCCCAACCUCGUCAUUGGCGGCUGCUACUCCGGCCAAAUAUGCUUAUGGGACACUAGGACAUCUGGCCGGACAGGCCAACCGGUCCAGAAAACUCCACAGUCUGGUUCCCAUCUCGGCCACACUCACCCAGUCUACAGCAUCAGCGUGGUCGGAACACCCAACGCCCACAACAUCCUGACCGCAUCGAUGGACGGUGUCGUUUGCUCCUGGUCCGUUGAUAUGCUCACUCAAGCUCAGGAAUACCUUGUUCUCAACACUCCUCCGCCUGCACGGACUGACGACCUUGCUCCCACAAGCAUGUCUUUUCCCGCUGCAGAUCCUACGUUUUUCAUCGUCGGGACUGAAGAAGGAACCAUUUAUCCCUGCCAUAGGUACGAUCGAGCUGGCGCCCAGGCAGGAGUUGACACUCGCAUUGCAUACAAAGGUCACACUGCGCCUGUCAUGUCGUCGCAAUUCCAUCCCGCGCGUGGUCCGGUCGACCUGGGAGAUCUGCUUCUGAGUUCAUCCUCCGACUGGUCUGUCAAGCUCUGGCGCGUGAAGCCAGCCGCAAUCUCCAGUGCCACUGCCUCGAGCAUGGUGGCUGGGGGGGCGGCCCCGACUGUGGUCAAGCCUGUCCUGAACCUUGGCCGGGAAGAUCUCGUGUACGAUGCCAAAUGGGCGCCACACAAGCCUUCUGUCUUUGCGUGUGCGACUGGCUCGGGCGAGCUGGAAGUGUUCGACCUCAGCUAUGACCUUGAAGUGCCGAUUGCAAAGGCAUCUCCGACAAGAGGGAAGAACGGUAUAGUGCCGUUUAAAGGCUUGAAUAAGGUGGCCUGGGAAGAGAGGAGGGGCAGCCACCUUGCUGUUGGUGGCUUGGAUGGAGUGGUGACCGUAUUUGACGUCGGCAGGGGCUUGCAGUGUGGGAAUGGUGAGGCGAGCAUGGACGAGUGGGUGGGCAUGAAGAGGCUGGUAUCCAAACUGGAGGGAGGCAUGUGA